Molecule: messenger RNA, 706 nt
Organism: Pistacia vera
Lineage: Eukaryota; Viridiplantae; Streptophyta; Magnoliopsida; Sapindales; Anacardiaceae
Product: ethylene-responsive transcription factor ERF023
Exons: 1
Coding region: 10-546 (178 amino acids)
Biological process (GO): regulation of DNA-templated transcription
Molecular function (GO): DNA binding; DNA-binding transcription factor activity
Source: RefSeq, a predicted model, not a curated record
GUAAUGUAAAUGGAGCGACCACCAUACACUGAAAAUGAGCAAACUACCACAACAAACACCACCGUAAUUCAACGUAAACAGAGCUCCCAAGGUGGCGGUACGCGACACCCUGUAUAUCACGGCGUUCGAAAACGGCGGUGGGGCAAGUGGGUUUCUGAAAUUAGAGAGCCACGCAAAAAAAACCGCAUUUGGCUAGGAUCAUUCCCCAUCCCUGAAAUGGCUGCUAAGGCUUACGAUGUAGCUGCAUACUGUUUAAAGGGACGUAAAGCUCAGUUAAAUUUUCCUGACGAGGUUGAUCACUUGCCACGUCCCUCUACUUGUACGGCUAGGGAUAUCCAGGCGGCAGCAGCUCAGGCAGCACAUUCAGUGAUUUCAUCAAAGAAGAUCGAUGAAUCGGACGGUGAUGUUGAUGACUUCUGGGGUGAGAUUGAAUUGCCUGAGUUGAUCAAUAGUGGGUUUUACAGUAAUUCUUGUGGAUGGACGUUCAACAGUGAUGCCCCGUUGAUUGAUGGAGAAGCGUACCCGCCGUUCAUGGCAUGUCCCUAACGAACAAUAUUGUGGUUUUAUAAGCUAAGGCAGGCGGCAGUGGCAGUGUCAGGCAUGUAAAAAUUAGUAAGUCUCCGUAUAUUUUACUAGCUGGUUGUGCUGUUUAUUACUUAACCUGUUUUACAGUAAUUCAGUAGUGGUUUGUUAUCGUUCGGCAAUA